Molecule: messenger RNA, 1323 nt
Organism: Fusarium venenatum
Lineage: Eukaryota; Fungi; Ascomycota; Sordariomycetes; Hypocreales; Nectriaceae
Source: RefSeq, a predicted model, not a curated record
AUGGCGUUUCCACCACGACUUGUGCGAUCGCGGACAACAGUCUUCAAGCCACAAUGCACACAUCUGACUAUGGCACGGGUUUAUGAACUAGAUGCAAAGUGCUUCUCAUGCAAGGAACCCGGUCAGUUUGGUUGGCUAUAUCAGUGCACCCAGGAUUGUGACAAGAUAAUCCAGGAGAAGCUAUCAUGUAUGGACUUUUUGGACUAUGUCUUUCGAAAGAGUAUGAGCAUACGAAAAGGCAGCCCAGAAGCUCGAAAGGACAAACUUAGCUUUCUUGAUGAACUCACUCCUGAGCAGAUGGCCUGUUACCGACCAGACCAGAUUGCGACCAUCUUGAGACAACGUGAGAAAUUGAAGAGUGCCAUCGCAGAGGAGGAACUUAAGAGAAGAAGUUUGGCUCUACUUGACAACACGCCUCCACUCCACGGCUUAGGAGCAUUUAUGGAUGAGAAUACUGGAGAAUGGGCAUACGGCGAGAAUAAGAGUUGUCAGUACAGAGUUUGUCCAAGGUGUCGUCCCGUGUGCGUCGACCGGUCAUUUUUGAGCCUUGAUGCAGUUGCCGACGGAGAAAUCCCCCCAACCGCCGCCGCAGGUUUUGGAUUCGAAGCAUUGGGAGGGAGACCAGUCAUUGAUAAAGAUGUCAUCAAGUCUAUCAACGAGCAUCGCACGAAGGCAAAUAACCGCCAAAUGAUGGAGCUGCUCGAAGAACAAAUCGCCCGUAUGCUAGGCCGCCAUCACAAAAACCCAGAUCUUAGAAACGUGCUUAGAAAGACAGCAUUUGCGCCCAAACCACGAAGGUUGCCCAUCGUGAAAAAAGUUGCAGCCACUGGUCAGUAUCCACAUGAAAAAGAACCAGCCCCGACCAACAUUACCCAAUAUGACAACCAAGUAUUCGCAUCUUCACAUACACCCGACUUGCUAGAAAAUCCCUGGCCAUGGUUGAACACGUUUGGGAACGGGUACAUGACUGAAGCUUCUCGAGAUCAAGUACAGGAGCAAUCACAACGGCAAGGGCUGCAAGUCACGCGUAUCCCCCGUCCUACCACUCCUUCACGAUCUACAAGACGUCGGUUGGCAGAUCAACUCAUGUUCAGCACUUCACACUCUCCACCCGACGAAGGCUAUCCCUGGCGACUUCUUCCGAAUCACGGGAAUGUCGAGGCGAGAGAUCCUUGUCUUCGCAGACGCUCAAAGACCAUUGACUCGCGGGGGAGCAGUGUUGGACACAACUUGGCAGAGUGCUCGGCUAUGGCAGACAACGGCGUGGCCAUGACAGAGGAGAGUAUUGAAGUUGGACUCCCCGACGUGGUGACUCAAGUAUAA